CACACACACACACACUCAUCCAUUGUUUUAAUUUUCAAGAAAAAAAAACGCCAAGAAAUGUCUUCGACUAUCUCAAGAUUCAGUGGGGCAAUUCCUACGUCUUCUUCCAAACCCAUCGACCAAUCUGUUUUCUUAAAUCCGAUUACAAAAACAUAUUUCCUGAAGAACAAGAAAUCUGCAUGGAGUUUGCAUGGCAGAAGUUGCAGAAGCUUGCAGUACUUGAGCAUGUCUAUAAAUCUGCAAACGGCGACGUUUGUAAGACAAAGCAACGUUAAUCCGCCACCAGAACCUCCUCUUCCUUCUGGAUCCCCUUCUGGUUCUUUGAGAAACUGGGUUGUGGGAUUGGUGUUGACAUUCAUCUUACCUUUUUUCACCCAUAAAUGGGGUUCCUGGCUUCUAUAUAAAAAUCAAGUUGAUCAGAAGCUAGAAAGAACAGAACAUGUUGUAAAAACUGUAGAAAGUGUUGCUGUAAAACUCGAUAAAUUCAUUGAUGGCAUCACCGAUAAUCUUCCAGAAGGUAACAAACUCAGAAAAGCUUUGGAAUUUGCAGACGAGAUAGCUGAAGGAGUCGCCAAGACUGCUCAUGUAGCAGAUGAUAUUAUCAAUAAGGUGGAAGAAGCUGAAGAUAAAUUGGAAUCGUUGAUUCACCAGGAAAAUUCAAAGGAGGAGAAGAUUCCACAAGACAAAGAGGACCAUGAAAUCACGUCCCAAGAAGAAAAUGAUAACAAGUAAAAUAAAAUACAAUGUUUGGUACGGCUGAAUAGAACAUGAAAUGAACAUAUAUAUAUUUCACAUCAUAAGAGCAUUUACGUUGUUUAGAUUGUUUAAAAACCAUUCUUACAUAUAUCUUACGAAAUAAUAGAACAAUUCAUUUUGUUUCAAACAAAACUUCUCACAUGAGAACCGAAGGAAAAGCUAUAAGUCCAUUUUCACACUCAUUUACUUGUAAUUUUUGUAUAACCGUAUGGAGAUAAUCGA
Lactuca saligna is the source of this 978-nucleotide messenger RNA. NCBI's taxonomy places the organism in Eukaryota, Viridiplantae, Streptophyta, Magnoliopsida, Asterales, Asteraceae. The record is from the annotation of a GenBank genome assembly.